This is a messenger RNA of Branchiostoma floridae (Florida lancelet), 1275 nucleotides long. Its product is annotated as ceroid-lipofuscinosis neuronal protein 6 homolog. The transcript is spliced from 7 exons. The coding region runs from base 167 to 1111 and encodes 314 amino acids. Lineage: Eukaryota; Metazoa; Chordata; Leptocardii; Amphioxiformes; Branchiostomatidae. The record is from RefSeq and is a predicted model, not a curated record.
AAGGUUUCCCACCUUUGGACUACUGUAGUUGCAAAUUUUCCUCGCAAAUAUUAACUUGAGGUUUUUAGUAGGAGAGCGUUUGGGCAACUGUAAAACGUGGUGAAAGUUAUGUGCCAACUUUCGCAUCCCCCUUGGCUUGGCAGCUUGGCUUGGUGAACAAAAAACCAUGAGUGCAGCAACCCGGAAACGUGCCAACAAGGUCCAAAGUAGUCAGCAGUCUUUACACCCCAGGAAGGACAAGGGCAGAGUUCAUCCCUCCGCCGCUGGCAGUUUAGCUGAUGAUGUCGUCCCCUUCCACCUUGACCUCUGGUUGACCUUGACACUUGAGAACUGGAUAUUGGAUUUUGGUCGACCCAUUGCCAUGCUGUGGGUUCCUCUGGAAUGGUCACCGCUGAACAUGCCCAGUGUGGGAGACUACUUCCACAUGGCCUAUAACGUCAUCACCCCAUUCUGUCUCCUCAAGCUACUGGAGAGAUGUCCACGCAAGCUUCCCCUGGGUUCCUCUGUCAUCUACCUGGCAGUGAUCUUCUUCGUGAUGGGGGCCAGUCUUCACCUGGUGGGAGACUCCGUCAACCAUCGUCUCAUCCACAGUGGUUACCAGAACCACCUGUCAGUCAGGGACAACCCCAUCAUGCAGAAACUACAACCCGAGUCAUUGGUUGACUCCUUUGAACUCCUUUACUUCUAUGAUGAGUACCUUGGCCACCUAAUGUGGUACAUCCCGUUCUUCCUGUGCCUGGUGCUGUAUUUUGGGGGCUGUUUUGUUCCCGACAAGGGAAGGGGUGGCCGCAUGCCUGUGUCUGCCUGGAUCCUCACCAUUGUCAGUGCUGUCUACAACUGGUACCUCGUCACAGAAGGACAGAUCUUCCCCCUUUUCCUCAUAUCCUAUGCUGUAAUGCUGCUGAUAUUCUGGUACAACAAAGGGAAUAGGGAGGAGCCAGAUGUCAAUGGUUACUUCAUGCUGUACAGUUUUGGGCUGACCCUGCUGCUAGUGGUGACAUGGGUGGGUUACCUGUGGAAUGACCAGGCCUUGAGGGUACGGUACCCCGGUCUGAUUUAUGUACCUGAGCCUUGGACAUACUAUUCGCUAUAUAAGGCAGGGAAUUACUAAAAAUUUAGAUAGAUUAACAAAUAUCCAUCAAAUGUUUCAUCAAGUUGGUAAAUCAAUGUAUGUUUUGAUAAAAUCAUCUUAAAUUUGUACUUGGGUUAUCAUGUCACAAUUAUGUCACCUAUUUCAAUUUUGUUGUGAAAUGAAAUAAAAAUUUUGAGAUUUUA